Messenger RNA from Trifolium pratense (red clover), 513 nucleotides. RefSeq lists its product as uncharacterized. The transcript is spliced from 3 exons. NCBI's taxonomy places the organism in Eukaryota, Viridiplantae, Streptophyta, Magnoliopsida, Fabales, Fabaceae. Bases 1 to 513 code for a protein of 170 amino acids. The record is from RefSeq and is a predicted model, not a curated record.
AUGGUUUGGGAGGAGGAACGAAAUGGUUGUUAUUCUGUGAAAUCCGGGUACAAGCUUGCUAUGAAGUGUAUUUUUCGUAAUGAUAAAUACCACGUGGAAGAUGAGGUAGAAGAUGAUGUACACGCUUUUUUCACCUGCGUUUCUGCUCAAUCCAGUUGGCAAGCAGCUGGACUGUCAUCUGUCUUGGGUUCCGCAGCUUGUCAGCAAGGGAGUGCGGCAAAAAGAGUGUUUGUCUUGUGUCGGAAUGAGGAUUACGCUACUAUAUGUAGAGUGGCUACGCUGUUGUGGAGUAUAUGGCAUAACCGGAAUGAUAAAAUUUGGAAUGAUAAUCACCAAUCAAUGGGAAAAGCCUCGUAUAGGAUGGUUAAAGUGCAUAAUGUAGAUGCAGCAUUUUUUGUUAGUGCAGGUAGGACCGCGAUGGGUGCUUGUUUUCGUAAUAAUUCUGGUGAGUUUAUGACUAGAAUUACGCAGUGGAAGAAACUGACUUUAUCAACAGAGAAGGGUGAAUCAUGA